CCUGGGUGUUGCCUGUUGUCUGUGCUGACCCCUGAGCCCACAAAGAAGUGGGAAGGUGUAAAGUGUCUCUUGGAUGUGUCCUUAGGCAUCUAUCGAGCAGUACCUAUUCGGGUCAAUCCAAGAGUAAGCAAUGUGAAGUCUGUCUACAAAACCCACAUUGAUGUUAUUCACUAUCGGAAGACGGAUGCAAAACGUCUGCAUGGCAUGGAUGAAGAAGCAGAACAGAAACUUUUUCCAGAGAAACGGGUGAAAUUGCUUAAGGAACUUUCCAGGAAACCAGACAUUUAUGAGAGACUUGCUUCAGCCUUAGCUCCCAGCAUUUAUGAACAUGAAGACAUAAAGAAGGGAAUCUUGCUUCAGCUUUUUGGUGGAACAAGAAAGGAUUUCAGUCACACAGGAAGAGGCAAAUUUCGUGCUGAGAUCAACAUCCUUCUAUGUGGCGACCCUGGCACCAGCAAGUCCCAGCUGCUGCAGUAUGUGUACAACCUGGUCCCCAGAGGGCAGUAUACAUCUGGAAAGGGCUCCAGUGCAGUUGGCCUCACAGCCUACGUGAUGAAAGACCCAGAGAAGCAGCUGGUCCUACAGACAGGUGCCCUUGUCCUGAGUGACAGCGGCAUCUGCUGUAUCGAUGAGUUUGACAAGAUGAAUGAAAGUACGAGGUCAGUGCUGCAUGAAGUCAUGGAGCAGCAGACUCUGUCCAUUGCAAAGGUGAGUCGUGUCGUGAUCUCCACUGUGGCUGCAGACAUGAUUAGAUAGCCUCUGCAGAACUGU
Molecule: messenger RNA, 771 nt
Organism: Nannospalax galili (Upper Galilee mountains blind mole rat)
Lineage: Eukaryota; Metazoa; Chordata; Mammalia; Rodentia; Spalacidae
Gene: Mcm4
Product: minichromosome maintenance complex component 4
Biological process (GO): mitotic DNA replication initiation; DNA strand elongation involved in DNA replication; double-strand break repair via break-induced replication
Cellular component (GO): MCM complex; nucleus
Molecular function (GO): single-stranded DNA binding; ATP binding; single-stranded DNA helicase activity
Source: RefSeq, a predicted model, not a curated record